AUGACUUAAUAACGAGGAAAUCACAUCAAAUAUUUAGAAGAGUCCAUGGAAAUUAAAUAAUACAUACGAGAAUAUGAACUAACAGAUUUUCGGUUUGAAAUUGUGGCCAUUUUAGUCUAUUAUAAGAUGAAUACAGCAAAGUUGAACUGUGAUUUUUGCAUGGAAAUUUACCAGUCUCAUUCUAUCGUGGAUGUUCUCACCAUUUCAACACAAAAAGACGCAUCUUAGACGAUAUGAUCUAUCUAAGAAGUACUCAUGCUAAAUUUGAGAGUGAAAGUGAGAACCUUUCUUCACUCGAGCACACGCACUUGCAUCCUCAUACUCAUCCUAUGAAUUCAUAACAUCGUAGGGCUCAUUCUUUGUCUAAAACUGAUCUACUAAGUUGAUUCUCUCGUAAAUUAAAUUUAGACUGACUCCGACAACAAAUAUAUUAUCGCCAAAUAAUCUUAUUGGUGGACCUCUUAUUCCUAAUUCCACAUUGGAGGUGUUUAUUCGAUUUCAAUUAUUCGCGCGAGGUGGGACAAGCGAUGUUGGGCGUCCAUUGACAAACCAUCCACUAGCUGAACCGAUUGUAUUAGUUGAUGAAUUUGAUACUUGGCAUUUCGAUCAUCUACAUAAUCUAUUUGAAUUGAACCUAUUAUCUCCUAACAAGACAUUUCCGCGAAAAUGGAAAUUAAAUUCUAAUACACAAAUCUUUUAUUUAUUUGAGUUAUCUGAUGACGGUAUCAAUCCCGAUCAAGAAGAUGAACUAACAGUAAGAAAUGUUGAUCGACCAAGUACAAUAUCAUUUGGUAGUAAAUCAUACUUAUAUAGACAAAGAAUGAGCCCUACGAUGUUAUGA
Didymodactylos carnosus is the source of this 841-nucleotide messenger RNA. Lineage: Eukaryota; Metazoa; Rotifera; Eurotatoria; Philodinida; Philodinidae. The record is from the annotation of a GenBank genome assembly.